CAGUGUUUGACACACAAGCGUUUGACUGAGCGAGCAGAGCGUGUGCAGCGGUAAUGGCUGCGAGGGAGAGUGAGGAAGACAACAAACGAACCUCCGAGAAGCGACUUUAAAGUGAGGACUAGGAUGGUAAGCAGCCAGCCGAAAUACGAGCUAAUCCAGGAGGUGGGGCGCGGCAGUUACGGCGUGGUCUAUGAAGCAGUGGUGAAGCGUACACGGGCCCGGGUGGCGGUGAAGAAGAUCCGCUGCCACUCUCCAGAGAAUGUGGAACUUGCCCUGAGAGAGUUCUGGGCCUUGAGCAGCAUCCAGAGCCAGCACCCAAACGUCAUCCACCUGGAGGAGUGCAUCCUACAGCGAGAUCACCUGGCCCAGAGGAUGAACCACGGCUCCAGCUCCCCGCUCUAUCUCGAGCUUGUGGAAACCUCUCUCAAAGGUGAGAUCUCCUUUGACCCUUGCUGUGCCUACUACUUGUGGUUUGUCACGGACUUUUGUGAUGGAGGGGACAUGAACGCAUACCUGCUGUCCCGAAAGCCCAGCCGGAAGACCAACACCAGCUUCAUGCUGCAGCUGGGCAGUGCCCUGGCCUUCCUGCACCGAAACCAGAUCAUACACCGCGACCUCAAACCAGACAACAUCCUCAUCUCGCAGGCGUGCACGCCUGCCGGCUCAUGCGAACCCACUCUCAAGGUGGCCGACUUUGGUCUGAGCAAGGUUUGCUCCACCUCAGGGCUCAACCCAGAGGAGCCAGCCAGCGUCAACAAGUGCUUCCUGUCCACGGCGUGUGGAACAGACUUCUACAUGGCUCCAGAAGUCUGGGAAGGCCAUUAUACAGCCAAGGCUGACAUUUUUGCCCUGGGGGUGAUCAUUUGGGCCAUGGUGGAACGCAUCACCUUUGUAGAUGUGGAGACUCAGAAGGAGCUGCUGGGGAGCUACGUGCAGCAGGGCUCAGAGAUUGUACCGCUAGGGGAGGCUCUGUUAGAAAACCCAAAGAUGGAGCUGCUGAUCCCUGCCAGGAAAAAGAGCAUGAACAGCCACAUGAAGCAGCUGAUCAGGGAGAUGCUGUCGGCCAACCCUCAGGAACGGCCCGACGCCUUUGAACUGGAACUCCGAUUGGUCCGUAUCGCUUGCAGAGAGCUGGACUGGGACACGUGAUGGACGGGCAAAGCGGACCAUGAACUUGAGCCAUCCAGCACAUCUCGUCUGCUGUUGACCUUCGAUACUGUGGCGUUGUGGUUUGUAACUAGGAAGGAAUAGUUAGAAUAGACUUUUAUGUCCUAAGCACACUCGGUCUUCUACUAGCUGUGUCUUUGCAAUGAAAGAGAGAGGUGUGAUACCCACAGCUGCUGCUGCUGCUGCUGCUCCGAACUGCAGCUUCGUCUCAGGCCGUUCACAUCACAGCAUCACUUCCUCCUCACACGGAAGAACCAAACUACCCCAAACACCAGUCAGAAGGAACCAGUCACUUGUCUUCAAUACCAUCAUCAACUCGGUGCUAAUUGUGACGAAAUGCAAUACGAGACAUUUCCCUGUGAUUUAUUUUGCUUCUUCCAGUGUUUGUUCAGGAUUCAAAGGGCCCAUGAAACCCCAGACACCUCAGCUGCUGGAUUAUGUUUGAAAAAUGUUUACAGCCUGGCAGAAUGCCGUCACCACCACCAGCGUUCUUACUGUUUCUAAUAGUGGCAUCGUGAUUUGAGCCUAGUUUGGCAUCGGAUGCAUUUUUACCCUGAAUGCUCAGGUAAUGAAAACAAACAGCAUGAUGGUAUUUGUAGACAAACGUCAGAUCUUUGGUGCUUAGUGAUUCCUGCUUCGCUUUCUAUCAGCUGCUGCUUUGCUUCAAUGGGUGGAGACCUUUCGUCCUUAUCAGCAAGAACCCAGCCCGCGGACACUUGGGCUACAUUUUCUGUUCUUACGUUAAAACUCAAGAUGAGUUGACUGGUCCUGGGUGAACACCCCCCCCCCCCAAACCCCACCCCCACCAGUUGACAAGAAUGUAUGACAAUCAAGAGCAGUUGCUUUUAUUUCAAUCCAGCUUUAAACACUUUACUGAGGAGAGCUGAGAAGAUCCAGUAGUCAUUUUCAGUGUCGCAUUUUUUCUUACUGGCGUCGCCAAACUCCGUUCAGACAUCAGACGGGAUCCUGCUGCACCACUUAAGCAUCAUCACCACACGGUGGUCAGUCAUUUCUGAUUAACGUUUUUUAUUUAGUACUUUUCUAAAAAACUCCUGAACAAAGUCUACUUGUCACGAAUCUCAAAAGACCGAUGGUAACUUAUUCUUAGAGCAGUUAACUUUUGUUCCCUUUUUAGGCAGCUGGACUUUUAGUUUAAAUCUGAGCACUUAAAUCAAGUUUCUUAUCCCUGAAUGAGAUUUUUUCAGAUUUUAAGAUGGCGUGCUAGGGUGACCCAGAACAAAAAUCUGUUUUGACAAUAAAGUUUAUAAGUCGUGAAAAAGUCGACGUUGAGCCUAAAUAUGAUUUCCAUCGAAAAACAAAAUGUACUUGGAGUUAAAAAGUGAAAGGCCUGUGCAACUGAAAUAUGGUGACCGAAUAUUUCAAAACAAGUUUUAAUCGGAACAAAUUCUAGCUUCUCACGUAUCUGGAGGUAGAUGUUCUAAGACUUGGUGUGAAGGACGUUCCACGUGCUCUGCUGCAACAGGAACAAACUCAUGUUUUUUUAGUUUCCUGGCAGACGUUUACUCAGAAUCUUCAAUCUAAAAGCACUAAGAAACAGACCAAGUACUUCAUUCUUAGAAAUCAUAUGUAGACGUUUGAGUUGUCUGAGAGGGCCUAAAAUGCCAUCGUGUGAUUGAUAGUUGCUUAGAUUUAAUAAGAAAUAAUUGUAGGUUUGCCGUUUUUGUCCAAACAUUUAAACAUGCUGAGAUUUACUUUCAAAUCACUAAAAUACAACAAACAUCAUUCCGACUUUAGUUUUACUGAAAUGGAUGCUCCAGAUGGGUUUCUGGUGCUCAUUGAUGAGCAGUGAGGAAUCUUAUGGUUUUCUCACUUUUAGUUAAAACUCCUUAUUUUCCCUAAACAUUGUUAGCUUCUAUGUAGAAUUGUAGAUUGGCUGAAGAAGGAAUCUCUACAUCUUUUGUUUAAAAAAAGACUUCCUGUAUGGUUUUUGUUUUCUCCGUCUACCUUCUGAUGGAUUGGCUGUGUUCCAUGAAGCUUCCUAUAAGACCUCUCUAGUAGAUCUAACUUCAUUUGAUGGGCUUUGGCCGCCGGCGUGCCGUUGAUUUCAUUAAAAGUUAUGUUUUGAACCAUGAAAGGCAGUAGAAGUGAUCAGAGUAAUCCUUGAACUAUGGGUAAAACAUGCAACAGCUAAUCGUACCACCCUUUAGCUUCAGAACCCGUUUAAUGAUGUGAAACAGAGACUGCUUGUGUUUAAGGGCAGUGGCAUGAAUAUUUCCAUGCUCAAACCUGAAUGUGUACGAGGAUGUCAGUGGAAGCACUUUUAUUCAGUCGUUUUUAUUUAUUCUUCCUAACUACCUAGUGCAUUACGUGGCGGAGCUGUGAGGCUGGCUCGGGUGCGAUAAAGGUGUUUGUAUUUGUUUACCCGGCGGAGCACAAUGCUGGUCUCUAGUCCUGCUUAUGCAUGCAGCAGCUCUCACCUUCAGGGAAGAGAAGACGUCUGCACACAGCCUCCUUCACGAGCCACAGGUUCUCCGCUCUCCUUUUUCUUAAUGCUGUUGUUUGACUCAAUCUCAUCACCGUGUUACGGCUCGACGUUUCCUCUGGCGACAAAUUUUACAGUAAUCCAUUUCGACAAGCCUCUCACGAGCUAAUUCUAAGCCUAUUAAGUUGUUGCAGAACUUGACUGAGGAUCACGUCAGGACUGCUUUUUUUUCCUUUUAGUGUAUUCUUCCUUCAACUUGUUACAAAACCCCAGAAAAGCCAGGCACCCAUGGCUUCUUUGCUGCUCUCAAAUGAAACGGAAAAUUCAAUUUUCCUCAAUUUGUUGCCCAUUUUAAUGUGCAGGAUGGCCUUUCUUCCUUCGUUCAGCUGCAACAGCUUAACUCCAUGCCCCGAUGCGACUUAGAUUUGCUUUCACUUUUCCUCUUUAGACACGAGAGUGGCCUCACGGAUGUUGCAGUGAAACAGAAUUGGCAGAAAUAGUUAGAGAUGCGUUUUUGCAGUAUUCCACGAUAAUGUUGGGGCUUUUCACGAGCAGUGAAGUUCAAAGUCUGUAGAUCACCAGUGUUUCCAAGAGGAUCAUGGGUAGUGUGAUUUCAGACCAGAUUUUUGCCUUCUAGAAAAUAAAAUGAGAGGAAGGUAGCUGGCUUCCUGUGAGGUUUGAGCUGUUUGCCAAACACGUCUGGGGAUUUCCACCUUCUGAUUUGUUUCUUUUGCACAUAUGUAAAUAAUGUAAAGGAUCAACAGGUGUCAAAUAAAGCUGAUGUACAGAUGAACUCCA
Molecule: messenger RNA, 4408 nt
Organism: Nothobranchius furzeri (turquoise killifish)
Lineage: Eukaryota; Metazoa; Chordata; Actinopteri; Cyprinodontiformes; Nothobranchiidae
Gene: pdik1l
Product: PDLIM1 interacting kinase 1 like
Biological process (GO): protein phosphorylation
Cellular component (GO): cytoplasm; nucleus
Molecular function (GO): protein kinase activity; ATP binding
Source: RefSeq, a predicted model, not a curated record